CCCGGGGUGCCGCCGCCGCGGAGCCCCGCCCCCGAGGCGCCCCAUUGGCUGCCGAGGCUAUAUAUGGGCGUCCGGCGGGGGCGGGCUCUCUUUCGGCUCCGCGCCGCCCGGGCCUCCACACGGCGUUGUCAGCGUUCCCUGUCGUUGCUUCCAAAGGGAAACCCCACAAUGUCCGGAGGCCUCGAUGUCCUGCAGAUGAAGGAGGAGGAUGUCCUCAAAUUCCUCGCUGCCGGGACCCAUCUGGGAGGUACCAACCUCGACUUCCAGAUGGAGCAAUACAUCUACAAAAGGAAGAGCGAUGGUAUUUACAUCAUCAAUCUGAAGAGGACCUGGGAAAAGCUGCUCCUGGCAGCUCGUGCCAUUGUUGCCAUUGAGAACCCAGCUGAUGUGAGCGUCAUUUCUUCCAGGAACACUGGACAGCGGGCGGUUCUGAAGUUUGCUGCUGCCACCGGGGCCACUCCCAUUGCCGGGCGCUUCACCCCUGGCACCUUCACCAACCAGAUCCAAGCAGCUUUCCGUGAGCCGCGGCUCCUGGUGGUUACAGACCCCCGCGCUGACCACCAGCCGCUGACGGAGGCGUCCUACGUCAACAUCCCCACCAUCGCCCUGUGCAACACCGACUCCCCGCUGCGCUACGUGGACAUCGCCAUUCCCUGCAAUAACAAGGGAGCCCACUCAGUAGGCCUGAUGUGGUGGAUGCUGGCUCGGGAGGUCCUGCGCAUGCGUGGCACCAUCUCCCGUGAGCACCCGUGGGAAGUCAUGCCUGACUUGUACUUCUACAGGGAUCCUGAGGAGAUUGAAAAGGAGGAGCAGGCGGCUGCCGAGAAAGCAGUCACAAAGGAGGAGUUCCAGACUGAAUGGACAGCCCCUGCACCUGAAUUCACUGCUCCUCCUCAGCCUGAGGUUGCAGAUUGGUCCGAGGGAGUGCAGGUCCCAUCUGUGCCCAUCCAGCAGUUCCCCACAGAGGACUGGAGUGCCCAGCCUGCCACUGAGGACUGGUCAGCAGCUCCCACGGCCCAGGCUACUGAGUGGGUUGGCACUGCCACGGAAUGGUCUUAACUUCAGCCCUGCUGUACUGUGAGAGAAAUAAAGGCUGGUUUAGUACACAC
Molecule: messenger RNA, 1109 nt
Organism: Prinia subflava (tawny-flanked prinia)
Lineage: Eukaryota; Metazoa; Chordata; Aves; Passeriformes; Cisticolidae
Gene: RPSA
Product: ribosomal protein SA
Exons: 7
Coding region: 64-1059 (331 amino acids)
Biological process (GO): cytoplasmic translation; ribosomal small subunit assembly
Cellular component (GO): ribosome; cytosolic small ribosomal subunit; 90S preribosome
Molecular function (GO): structural constituent of ribosome; laminin receptor activity
Source: RefSeq, a predicted model, not a curated record